Molecule: messenger RNA, 3360 nt
Organism: Cajanus cajan (pigeon pea)
Lineage: Eukaryota; Viridiplantae; Streptophyta; Magnoliopsida; Fabales; Fabaceae
Gene: XIP1
Product: Leucine-rich repeat transmembrane protein kinase family protein
Biological process (GO): protein phosphorylation
Molecular function (GO): protein kinase activity; receptor serine/threonine kinase binding; ATP binding
Source: RefSeq, a predicted model, not a curated record
UAGUGGUAGUGGAGUAUAAACGUAAAGCCUCUUUACCAAAGAUGUUCACUUCUCCCAGCAGUACUUGAGCCAGCAAGAACCUGCUUUUUCAUCAUCAACCCUUGUCACUGCUUCUCCCAACUCAUCCACUCAACCCUUUCCAUCUUAUAUACAUCUCUUACACCCUUCUCCUCCUUGCAAUAACCCUUUACACUAACCACUCUCAAAAUGAACCACCCCUUCACCACCCUCUUCGCUACUAUAGUAACCAUACUCAUUGUUUCCACCACCACCGUCUCACAAGCUAUCACCACCAACAAUCAGACACACUUUUUCUCUCUCAUCAAGGACUCUCUCACGGGAAAAUACCCUCUGAACUGGGAUGAAGCCAAAGCAGUGUGCGACUUCACCGGGGUUACCUGCAACACCGAGGGUGACGUUAUCAACCUCGACCUUUCAGGUUGGUCAUCACUCUCCGGAAAGUUCCCUUCAGAAACAUGCUCCUACCUCCCACAACUACGUGUUCUACGCCUCGGCCACACCAGGUUCAAGUUCCCCAUAGACACCAUCCUCAACUGUUCCCACUUGCAAGAGCUUAACAUGAACCACAUGUACCAAACCGGCACACUCCCAGAUUUCUCUUCCUUAAAGUCUCUUAAAAUUCUCGACUUGUCCUAUAAUCUCUUCACAGGCCAGUUCCCCAUGUCGGUGUUCAACCUCACCAACCUCGAGGUGCUUAACUUCAACGAAAACGGAGGCUUCAACCUGUGGAAGUUACCAAAUGAUAUAGACAAACUCAGAAACCUCAAGUCCGUGGUGCUCACAACGUGCAUGGUGCAUGGCCAAAUCCCUGCGUCCAUAGGGAACAUAACUUCCCUCAUAGAUCUCGAACUCAGUGGGAACUUUCUCACGGGACAAAUUCCGAAGGAGCUUGGACAACUGAAGAACCUGCAACAGCUUGAGCUUUACUACAACUACCACCUCGUUGGGAACAUUCCAGAAGAGUUGGGGAACCUCACGGAGCUCGUGGAUUUGGACAUGUCAGUGAACAAGUUCACUGGGAGCAUCCCUGCCUCGGUGUGUAGGCUUCCCAAGCUUCAAGUCUUGCAACUCUACAACAACAGCCUCAGUGGUGAAAUCCCAGGUGCGAUUGAAAACUCAACAGCUUUGAGAAUGUUGUCUCUCUACGACAACAACCUUAUAGGACAUGUUCCCACGAAAUUGGGACAGUUCUCGAGGAUGUUGGUUCUUGACUUGUCGGAGAACCGUUUAUCUGGUCCCUUGCCAACCGAGGUUUGCAAGGGUGGUACGCUAGAGUACUUUCUCGUUCUUGAUAACAUGUUUUCUGGUGAGAUACCACAAAGUUACGCCAACUGCAUGAUGCUGUUGAGGUUUAGAGUUAGUAACAACCGUUUGGAGGGCUCCAUUCCCGAGGGGCUCCUUAGUUUGCCACACGUUUCUAUCAUUGACUUGAGUAGCAAUAAUUUGACCGGUCCAGUUCCUGAGAUUAGCGGAAAUUCUAGAAACUUAUCUGAACUGUUCCUCCAGGGGAACAAGAUUUCAGGUGUCAUAACUCCCACUAUCUCCCGAGCUAUUAACCUAGUCAAGAUUGAUUUCAGUUACAACCUUCUGUCUGGUCCAAUUCCUUCUGAAAUUGGCAAGCUGAGAAGGCUUAAUUUGCUUAUGUUGCAAGGGAACAAGUUGAGUUCUUCCAUCCCAAGUUCACUCUCCUCGUUGGAGUCUCUCAACCUUCUUGAUCUCUCCAAUAAUCUUUUAACUGGGGGCAUCCCUGAAAGCCUCUCUGUGCUGCUACCAAACUCUAUUAACUUCUCUCACAACCUUCUCUCGGGUCCUAUUCCUCCCAAACUGAUCAAAGGAGGUUUGGUGGAAAGCUUUUCAGGGAAUCCUGGUUUGUGUGUGUUGCCUGUGUAUGCUAAUUCAUCGGAUCAAAACUUUCCCAUAUGUGCAAGUGCCUACAAGAGUAAGAGGAUAAACACCAUAUGGAUUGCUGGGGUGUCAGUGGUUUUGAUUUUUAUUGGCUCUGCCUUUUUUCUCAAACGAAGGUGCGGCAAAGACACGGCUAUAGUGGAACAUGAGGACACGCUGUCUUCGUCGUUCUUCUCUUAUGAUGUUAAGAGCUUCCAUAAGAUCUCUUUUGACCAAAGGGAGAUUCUGGAGUCCUUGGUGGAUAAGAACAUUAUGGGGCAUGGAGGGUCUGGGACAGUCUACAAGAUUGAGUUGAAAAGUGGUGAUAUAGUUGCAGUGAAGAGGCUGUGGAGUCGCAAGUCCAAGGAUUCAGCUCCUGAGGAUCGGUUAUUUCUGGACAAGGCGUUGAAAGCAGAGGUGGAGACAUUAGGCAGCAUAAGACACAAGAACAUAGUGAAACUCUACUGCUGCUUCUCCAGUUUGGAUUGCAGUUUGUUGGUUUAUGAGUACAUGCCAAAUGGUAAUCUUUGGGAUUCCCUGCACAAAGGUUGGAUCCUUUUGGAUUGGCCUACUCGUUAUAGAAUUGCACUGGGGAUUGCACAGGGUUUGGCAUACCUCCACCAUGAUUUGCUUCUCCCUAUUAUCCAUCGAGACAUUAAGUCAACUAAUAUCCUGUUGGAUGUUGAUUACCAGCCUAAGGUUGCAGACUUUGGGAUUGCCAAGGUUUUGCAAGCAAGAGGAGGCAAGGAUUCCACAACAACUGUUAUUGCAGGAACAUAUGGUUACUUAGCUCCAGAAUUUGCAUAUUCAUCAAGGGCCACCAUCAAGUGCGAUGUCUACAGUUUUGGGGUGAUUUUGAUGGAACUGUUAACUGGGAAGAAGCCUGUGGAGGCAGAAUUUGGAGAGAACAGAAAUAUUGUUUUUUGGGUUUCCAACAAAGUAGAAGGCAAGGAAGGGGCUAGACCAAGUGAAGUGUUUGACCCAAGAUUAUCAUGUUCAUUCAAGGAUGAUAUGAUCAAAGUGUUAAGGAUUGCCAUUCGCUGCACCUACAAAGCCCCAGCAAGUAGACCAACCAUGAAAGAGGUUGUUCAGCUUCUGAUUGAGGCAGAGCCACGCGAUUCGGAUUCUUGCAAGUUGUCUACCAAAGAUGUAUCAAAUGUCACCGUAUUAAAGAAACCAUAUGAAUUAUAAUUUGAGUAGCAUAAAUAGUGAGAGGGAGCAUAUAUGACAACUAAGAUAAGCAGUCUCUCAAGAUGUAAAUGAGAGACUCAUUGUAGAAUAGAGAAGAAAUUAGUGUAAUCCUUUUUCUAGACAAGUAGUUUGUAGAUUCUAUCUUUGACUCUAUAUUGCUGCUCCCUUUUACUAUCUUUGAAUUUUGACUUUUUGUAAAAAAAAUUGCAGUCAGAUUGCUAUCCAAGCUUUAAGGUAAUGUACAGUAUCUAUAUUUCAUAGGCC